GGUGGCGCCAGAGGGGGGGCAGGGGGGGCUACAGCCCCCCCGUCGGAGGAGGCUAGCCCCUCCGUCGGAAGAUAAAUUAUGCUUGAAUUUUUUUUGUCGGAGCGAAUUUUUUAAGUUUUGGCGGAAAUAGAAAUUUCUAAAAGGACUGUUAUCAGAAUUCAGGAAGCUCAUCCCAAAACAACUCAUCGACACAUCAAUUUCAUGGUAAAUAAUAAUCUGUUAUAAGAAGUUUGAAUUGGUUGUUUAGAUGUUCAGUACCAGGUGUUUUCCGCAUGCUGUUAAAUUUGAUCUUAUGUUAUGGAUAGUGCAGUUCGUCCAAAUCUUGCUUGCUAUAACCAACCUACAACAUCGGAAUAUUUUUGUGCGAUAGCGAUAUGGCAACAAAUGUUACCCGUUUCAGUGUUAGAUGUAGUAUAUGUAAUGACGUAUUUAACAAUGAUUACGCUGCCCGCCACACGAAGUCCAAGCACAAAGAUUUGGCUGCAAUGGGAAGGACUGCUCCUACGACGGCAAUAGUUGAAACGGACUCGCAGCAGAGAAAAAUAAAAACAUUUUUUCAAUCAAAAGGCGGUACUUUUCCAAAGAAACGAAAGGUUAAUGAUUUUGAAACUGAAAGAACAACAGAAGACCCCGAAGAACAAGAAGUUGAAAUUUCGAAAAUUCAAGACGAAGAGCAAAUCGAACGUGGUACAACUUCUAGCUUGGACCCCGAAGUCACGAAUGUAGAUGCUGACAACUACGUCACCAUUUCGGAAGCCGAACAGUCGAUGUCGGACAUUGUGGAAGCAGCAAAUGAAAGCGACAGCAACGAGGAUAUCGAGGAAAAUUUGGAACAGUUGGAACUCGAGUUGGAAGAUGAAGUUGAUCCUGCAGGAUUAUCAGCCGAAGCACUUCAAGGAGAUUCGAGAGGACCGCAACUUACACUAUCCGUCGCUGGCCCCAAGGACAUAUCCUCAACCAAAGACGGCGGACCUGUGCAGCCUCGUAAUAUUUCCUUCCCUACACAUUUGAUUGGCAAUCAGCAUCGCGCAUUCACACCUUUGCUGUAUGAAAAGUAUCCCUGGAUUGAGUAUUCGCAAAUGGAGGAUGCCAUCUUCUGUUUCCACUGUCGUAAUUUUUCAGAGAAUCGGAAGGAUCCAGCGUUUGUUAGUCAAGGCUUGCGCAAUUGGAAAAGAUGCUAUGGCACCAAAGUGAAUGAUAACAAACUCUUGCAACAUCAAACCAGCCAUCUUCAUGCCCAAAGUGUAGCUGCUAAAGCGCACUAUGAAAACGUUAAGUCUGGAAAUUUUCAGACCAUUGCCACACUUCAUGAUGCCGCUUAUUCGAAACUGGUUAAAGACAACAGGCAUUACAUGCGAGUGAUUUGCGAAGUCCUGCUUCUCACUGCUCAGCGGAAGAUUGCCCAACGUGAGACUGGAGGUUCAUUUCGUGUUGCCGAUAUAAAUAAAGAAGCUCUAGACUAUGGACCUUCUUGUGGUAAUUUUCUUGCGAUACUUGGUCUUCUUGCAAGGCAUGACCCAGUUGUUGCUGACAAAAUCCGCACUGGCCCGAAAAAUGCAAAGUAUACUCACCACAGCGUACAGAAUGCCAUCUUAGACAUUAUGAAAGACAUGGUUCUUGAGCAAAUAAAAAGUGAGCUCAAUAAGGCUCAGUAUUUUACCGUCCUUUCAGAUGAGUCUAAAGAUAGAAGCAAAAAAGAGCAGCUUGUUGUUGCAGUCCGUUACUGCUACGAGAAUGCCAUACAUGAGGAAUUUAUUGGCAUUGCUGAGGCGCAAAGUUUAGAUGCAGAUGGUCUUUCAGACACAAUAAUUGAACGAUUGCAACGCAUCGAAGCCAACAUGAAAGCAUGCGUGGGGCAAGGCUACGAUGGAGCUUCUGUUGUUUCUGGUCACCUGAAUGGCGUUCAAAGGAAACUUCCUCUGAAAACCGGUGCUGAAAUGGCUUACUACGUCCAUUGCUUUUGUCAUCGAUUGAACCUUGUGAUCGUCGAUGUUGUGAAAUCAAUCAGUUGUGUGGCAGACAUGAUAUCGCUAUUCAGAAGCCUGCAUUCUUUUCUGAGCAGCAGCACCGUUCAUGUACGAUGGGUAAAGGUCCAAGAGGAUCACAAGGUUCAUGUGAUGGAAAUUGGAAAAGUUUCUGACACGAGAUGGUCUUGCCAGGCGAAGCAAUUCAAUGUUUUCUGGGAGCGGUUGGAUAUCUUGGUGGAAGUCCUGCAGGAUGUGAUUGACACAGAUACGAACCCCGGUCGCAGAACAGAAGCUACUGGUUAUCUUCUGCAGAUUGACAGGAAAUUUGUGAGAUACCUGUUUGCCAUCCGACACGUCUUGAACAAAGCCAAAUUUGCGUCUGACAUGUUGCAGAAACCCUCCAAUGAUUUGAGUCAAGCCAUUGAUCUCAUUGCAACAUUGAAAGAUGAACUGGAUGACUGUCAAAGCAGGGAUAAGAUUCAAGAGUUCUGGGAUACUGCCGAAGAAGCAGCGGAUCGCUUGGAAUUGCCGGAAGAAAAAAGACCACCAAGAAAGAGGGCAACGCCUGCUUCUCUUCGAGAGUUUGUUGUGGAAGCAUCUUCAGAGCCUCAAGUAGCAAGCGGGUUUGAUGGCUACGUACAAAAUGUCAAAGAAAUACUAAACAGAACAACUGCAGAACUUUGCAAGCGGUUUGACGAAAAAAACAUAAAGAUCAUGAAAGGCAUAACUGCAUUGGCCCCCAAGUCGAAAAGCUACUUGGACCCAACAACUCUUGUCAAUUUUGCUGAGCUUUUUCAGUCUGAAAUUGGUGCACUACGCAGUGAAAUUGCCACAUUUAAAUAUAUGCUCUCAAGAAAAGAAGAAAAACACCGCCCAAGCACACUUCUGCAACUAGAGGCACACUUGGAAAAGCUAAAUGAAGCUUUCUUUGAGCUGCACCGGCUUGUAUCCAUCGCAUGCACUUUGCCAGUCUCUUCAGCCGAAUGUGAACGCAGCUUCAGCUCUAUGCGCCUCAUCAAGAGUGAUCUGCGCUCACUUAUGAAGGACGAGCGUCUAGACAGUCUGAUGAUGCUAGGUAUUCAUCGUGCCCGUGGAAGUGCUCUUGACUUGGACUCAGUAGUAGACAGAUUUAAGGCUAAGUUCCCGAAGAGUAGAAUUGCUCUGUGAAACAAUUUUGAUUCUUGGACUUGAAUUUUCGAUAUGUAGAAGUGCGUAUUCCACCGCUUAGGUCUGUUCCUAUAAAGUUACGUUGUGUUCCAGUUUUCCUUAAGUUCAGUUGGUUGCUUUUUAUUUAAAUUCAUACUUUCCAAAGAUAGGCCCUACUUGAAUUGGCAACGUUUGAUGAGUUGUAAAGAUUUAGAGUAGUUUUAAGCUUAUCUAGAGGCAGCUUUCAAAAAAAAUUUCCAGGGACGCCGGAGAAGGGGGGCGCGGGGGGGCAAGCGCCCCUCCUGCCCUUUGCUAGGAGGGGCAAGGGAGGGGGCAAACGUGCCCUUAGUAAUAUGUCAAAAAACGUAGUAAAAAACACGAUUACACCAUUUUGAUAGCAUUUUUAGCCAAUCUAAUGGGUGUAGCCACCAAAAUUUUCCCGGGGGAGUACCCCCGGACCCCCCGAAUUUUCGGCUCGCAACGCUCGCCUUCGGCCUCCAGUACCCUUACAAUUCCUUGUCGCCCCCUAGCCCUAUCGUUCUCU
This is a messenger RNA of Rhopilema esculentum, 3657 nucleotides long. Lineage: Eukaryota; Metazoa; Cnidaria; Scyphozoa; Rhizostomeae; Rhizostomatidae. The record is from RefSeq and is a predicted model, not a curated record.